CAAACAAAAAACAACCCACUCCUCCCCCAAGAUCUUGAUAUUUCAGGGAUUUUAGUGAUGAGAGAAACUUAGUCCCAGCUCUCAGAAUUCCCAGCAGGACACUGUAACUCUUAGAACUUAAAAGUUAAGCCUUUUUUAAAUUUUAAACUCAUAUCACAGUGGGAAGCUCUUUGUAGAAAAUCAAGCUUCCCAACCAUGCUCUGCUGUAAGGUUGGAAAUUUACAUUCUCUGUAGUUACUGGUGGAGCAGGAGUAAAGUUUCUUGUAAGACUUCUUUUUUUCUGUGAGAAUAAAAGGUAUAGAAGUUUUUAUUUUCUCUAUUUGAUUGCUGAGAUAGAUGAAUUGCAAAUCCACCGACUGAAGAGGAGUGAAACAAGAUGCUGUAUCCUUGUCAGUGAUUAAAUGAGGUUUGAUGUACUGAGGCAGUUUUACUGUGCUCUUUGAUUCACACUAGCUUGAAUGUACCAAUAGAAGUGAAUAUAAGGUUAUGUCUAAAAGUGUUUACCUUUUUUGGUAUCCAGUUCUGAUCUAGGUAGAAGUUCCAUGUAGUUCCAAAAGGGGGAUUUUCCUAAGCAGAAUUAAAAAGUAAUAUUUUCUACAUAUGCAGAUGACCGAAUAAGUAGAAGUAAGGCAUUUUGUCUCUCAGGUAUUUUAUCUGAACUUUUAAAAAAAGUAAAGGCUUUACAAGAACAGGUUUAUUACACUGAACGUAAAAGGUAGUGUUUUUCUUUCCAAGUGAUAUUGUCAGAUAAGCAUGGGCAUGUGCUUCUUGAGCAUCAAAUACCAUUUGUUUAAACAAAGGAUGACAAUUUAUUGGUUGAUUGACUGAAGUGGAAUGGAACGUGGAAUUGAAAGCAUUCACCCAACAUUUUUUUAUAUAUUGUGGCUUUUCAAGGCUGUACAAAAUAAAAUCUUAUUUGUCUAAUUUUUCCCAUCCUGCCCCAAAUGCUUCUUCUAAUGUGAAACUUUGAGUGGUUCAGAAACAAACAGCAACUUUUACUGUUAUGUACAAUUCAUAUCAAGAUUUCAUGGGCAAUCUUUGCCUUCUUGAAGGCACAUGGAGUGGGAUCGAAACACAUUAAUUAGAUCAAUUAAAAAGCAUGGAGAGAAUGUUAACAAUCCUUCCACUCAGGUACUGGAAGUGUCACAUCAGGUACAAAAUAAGUUAUUGGUGUAUUUCAAGUUCUAGGUAAAAUUAAACUAUUCUUGCUUUGCAGAACUAUUUUGUAUUCUCACUUGCAGCAAAACCACUCUGUUGCACCAGACACUCACAGAAUUUGAAAGGCAGCAGGCCACUUACAGUCAUCACAACUUACUGAGGAUAGCUAAGUAUUUCCCCAUAUUAUUGUAUGCCCUUAGUUUUAAGGAAAUUUUUUGAUGUAAAUGUGAUUUAGGGGUUAGAGCUGCAAUAUGAUAUGCUUGUUCUGCUUUUGUUCUCCCCUAGCCAUCCACUUCUUGUGCCUCCCUGUAUCCCUGAUAGGAAUCGCUAUGAUUGCCCUGAUCUUGCAUUCUUAUGUUGGCUUUGCAGAACAAUCUGGGUAGCAAUAACCCUCUGCUUUGGACAGUGUUUCAUUCUUCGCUUUUGCAGGUGUCAGAUAUUCAUAUCAGCAUAUUUCGGGAUCCCAAACGAGCUCCCGACUUUGAAAAAUUCUGUUCUGAAACACUUGACGUAAUUCAGCCAGCACUUGUUCUAGCAACAGGUGACCUGACGGAUGCUAAGACAAGAGAUAAACUGGGGUCUGAGCAGGUAGAAGAAGAGUGGAAAACUUACCAGUCAAUUCUGAAGAGAUCAAGAGUCAUGGAAAAAACCAAGUGGAUAGACAUCAAAGGGAAUCAUGAUUCAUUCAACAUUCCACACCUGAAUAGCGUUCAGAAUUAUUACAGGAAAUACUCUGCCUGGCGUAAAGAUGGCUCCUUCCAUUAUAUCCACACUACCUCUUUUGGGAACUAUUCAUUCAUCUGCGUGGAUGCCACACUCAGCCCAGGCCCUAAGAGACCCUAUAAUUUCUUUGGGAUUUUAAACACAAAUCAAAUGGCAGAGCUGUCUUUGAUGGCAACAGAAGGUCUGCACAGCAACCAUACUAUCUGGUUUGGCCAUUAUCCCACCUCAACAAUCAUCUCCCCAGCCCCAGGAAUACGAACAUUAAUGAGUUCUGCCACAGCCUAUUUAUGUGGACAUCUCCAUACAAUGGGGGGGCUCAUGCCAGUGUUGCACAGUCAGCACCGUGGUGGCACUCUGGAACUCGAACUGGGAGACUGGAUGGACAAUAGAAGGUACCGGAUCCUUGCGUUCGACCACGACCUCCUUAGUUUUGCAGAUCUUAACUUUGAAGAGUGGCCUGCAGUUCUCAUCACCAAUCCCAAGUCCUUGCUUUACAGCAGUUCUACUCAUGAACCACUAGUCAGAAUUCUUCAUUCCACUCAUAUCAGAAUUCUGGCAUUCUCUCCUUCUGUCAUUGUCUCCGUCAAAGUCUCCAUAGACAGAGUUCACUUGGGGAAUGCACAUCAGGUGUCUGGUCCUCUCUAUGUGCUGAAGUGGAGCCCACAGAACUACAGUGAAGGCUUCCAUCGCAUAGAUGUGACUGUCCAGGAUGCUUCAGGAAGAAUUGGCACACGGGGCCAUAUAUUUGCUAUGGAAGAAAAGCUCUCUCUUAGAUUUGACUUUUGGCCAUCUGUGAUUCUUCUCACUGACCACUAUGUUCUAGCUCGUGUGCUCUUUGGGCUGAUUGUGCUGGUUCAGAUCACCUUGCUUGUUGUUUUCAGAUACCUCCAAAAGCCAGUACUCAAAGAAAAGCCGGGAUUACUUACUCUGACUUCAUACUCCCUUCAUGUCUUCAGUAAAACAAACACCUUCUACUACUCAAUUCUGGUUCUGAAUUUGUACACCAUUCUGGGACCGUGGUUUGUAGGUGAGCUGAUAGAUGGCCAGUGGGGAGCCUGCUUUUCCUUCGGGGUGUUCGUUGGUGGUUCUUUCUUACAGGGCAGCAUGACAUUUGUGGUUGGGAUUUUACAGAUGUUGUUUUUCAACCUGCCAUUAAUGGCCUAUCUGUGCUGGUGCCUGUUUUUGCGGUGCCGGGGUCACAGCUUCCGCUCUCACAUCCGUCAUGUCCGAAGCCUCACAGCUGUGCUUGUUCACCUGGCCAUGGCACUCCUCCUGGCCUGGCAGCUCUAUUCCUGCUAUUUCCUCCAGCGAACCUAUGGGACCUUGGCUUUCUUCCUCUCCCCAAUGAGAAUGUGGCUGGUGGCACUGACCUCAGCUCUCAUUUAUAAAACCUGGACACUGAAAUCAUCUGAGCUCAGAACUUAUAUAGUAGAAAUGAAAAACUGUCAGAGCUCCUGAAGUACAGUAUAAGUAUUCCAAAUUCUUUGUUUUAAAAACUGUGAAGGUACAACCUAUUGUUUUGUGAUGCUGGAAUUCCAUGCAGCUCAACCAUUAGGUGGUAAGAUCUGAAGUUGCACCUGCACUGCUACACAACUGUAUUAAAUAGUAAAUGUACAAUAUGUAGUACAUACUUUUCUUGUAUUAUACCAUAUACUGUAUAAUAUAUGUUAUAUAAUACAGUUACACAUUCAGUCAAAUGUAUAAUAGUGGGCUUUUUGUGAUACAGAACACGGAUAUGUCUGGACAUGUUUGUCUAUUACUGUGAACAGAAAAAUAUUUUUGAUUUAUUAAUUUUUUUAUUUUUAUAAUGCUGGGAAAAGUGAGCACAGAUCUUGAAAUGAGCUUCAGGAUUUUUGCUUAACUUUGAUUUUUAUUUCAAGAUUUACAAGAUUUUUACAAGACUAACUGCAAGACUAGACCAGAUGUCUUUAUGAAGUAAUAGUGGCUGCAGAGGUGCUGUGGUGGCUUUCACAGCAAGAGUCCUAUGCUGAUACACUUUCAGUGCAUAAUGCUGUAUACAAACAGCUUACAGGCUGUUAGGUGUGUAUACGUGUGUUUGUGGUCAUGUUUACCUGAGCUGUGGCCUAUUGCUCAUUUUCAAUUCUCCCACACCUGACCAGUGAAAAGACAGUGAAAGAUCAAUGUUGCUGGGAUUCUCAGCUGUAGGCAGAGUUCAGCUUCAAAGCCAUGGAGACCAUGUCCUCAGGAUGGGAGAUCCUGGAGGAAUUAUGUGGUCUGAUGCCUACAGUGUCUGUAACUGAGCAGGUCAGGCCUGUGUUUCUGGGUCUCAGUCAAAUGCACUAAAGAGUGACCUAAGAAAACUUGUUUUUUUGUUUUCACUUUUUUCCAAGUCCAAGAAUGAUAAUACAAUUAGUUACAUUUAUGAAGACUGAAAGGAUCCAGAGCCAAGAGAGCCGAAGUGCCUUGAUUUGUGAAGGAAAACACUGAGUUGCUUUACAGAAGACUGCUGUGAGUGGAACAUUUAAAAUAAUUUAGGUAAUUUUACAGUAAUUUAUUUAUGGCUCCUUGAAAGAAAAGGGAGAGGUAACUUAGGGCUCCUGUGACUGUAGUAGAACACAGGAAAAUAAAUUUAAUUGGAAGAAAAUGUUAACUAAAACAAAGACUUUUUGUUCUUUCUAAAAGGUGACAGUUUUCCUACUCUUUAAUUUGUAUUCUUCAAUGAUUGAUGAUAUAAUAGAGCUCUCAUUUGCAUAAGUUAAAUACACUGUUAAGACAGUACAGAAUGUCAUUUGUUGCUACAGAAGUUUGUUUUGCAAAGCUGUUAGAAAAUCACAGGGCACAAAAUCUAUGUGAGAAAUGCUACUGAAAAAUUAAUAAUGACAUUUCACAAUUACUUUUAUGUGAUAAGGGAGCAUAAGAACUGGCAAUAAAAUACUUCAUAUUUCUA
Messenger RNA from Myiozetetes cayanensis, 4789 nucleotides. It is a transcript of the gene TMEM62, whose product is annotated as transmembrane protein 62. The coding region runs from base 1513 to 3339 and encodes 608 amino acids. Lineage: Eukaryota; Metazoa; Chordata; Aves; Passeriformes; Tyrannidae. The transcript is spliced from 13 exons. Gene Ontology annotation, molecular function: hydrolase activity. The record is from RefSeq and is a predicted model, not a curated record.